CACAUUAAAACGGUUAUUAAACAAGUGUGUUAGAAAUUUUAUUAAAUAAUGACAAAAACCAUACCCCUGCCUCAGUGGUUGAACGCUGAACUUUUUCUAAGUGUAUUGGAAAAAAAUGUCGAAAAUUUUGAAAAAAUACAAACAUUUUCAGCUAAACCAGCAUUUGCAGCGGGAGAAAAUUAUUUAUCUACCUUAUGGUCCAUAGAAAUUGAGGCAACAUUAAAAGAUGGUUCCCUAAAAAUGCUCAAAUAUAUGUUGAAAGUACCUCCCGAGUCACCGCAAGCCAUGGCUAUAGUCACUAUGCUAAAUUCCUUUAAACGUGAAAUGAUUGCCUAUUAUGAACUUUUGCCAGCUUUUGAAGAAAUGUAUAUGAAACAGGGUCACAAGGUACAUAUUGCACCAAAAGCUUUUAAAUUCGAUAAAGAUUUAGGCAUGGAUGUCAUUUUAAUGGAGGAUAUACGUGUAAAUGGUUUUAAAACUAUGAAUCGCUUAGAGGGUCUCGAUAUGGAACACACAAAAUGCGCCCUACAAAAACUGGCACAAUUUCAUGCUGCCUCUGCUACGUAUAUAGCUGAAAAGGGCGGUUUACCAGAGCUGCUAAUGAAGCCAAUGCUCAAUGAGGAAAUGUUAAAAAUGUUGGCCCAGUCCCAGAAGCCACAAGAAGCUAAAUUAUUGGAAAAUUUACAUCUUUAUAAAGCACAACAUUUAAGAGAGAAAAUCAUCAAUUAUCAAACCAAAUAUAUUGAACAAAUUCAUGAGAGUGAUAAUACCAGUACCCAAAAUCCAGAUGGUUUUUAUAUAUUCAGUCAUGGCGACUGUUGGUCCAAUAACAUAAUGUUUGUACACAUGUAUAACAAGGAUCGUGUAACUGAAACUUUAUUUGUGGAUUUUCAGGCAGGUCGUUUUGUUACCCCAGCUUUGGAUUUACAAUAUUUUUUGCUAUCAUGUCCUUGUUUAGAUAUAAAAAUCAAAUAUUUUGAUUAUUUUGUUCAACAUUAUCAUCAAGAAUUAGUAAAACAUUUAAAUAUACUAAACUAUGCUAAAGCUGUGCCAUCUUUAACGGAAGUUCACAAAUGGAUCUACAAAACUAGUUUUAUCGGCUAUACUGUGAUAUUAAAAUCUUUACCCGUUUUCUUAUUGGAUCCCACAACUACAAACGAUAUUUCUAUGGAUAAUAUGAUGGGUGAUAAAUCGAGUGGUAGCGAUAUGCAACACGCUAUGUAUACAAAUGAACGUUAUAUCAAACAUAUGCAACAAAUUUUACCUUGGAUGGAAAAUCGCGGCUAUUUUGAGUAAAGAAAGUGGAAUUUUUUUGGUAACCUCUUUGUAUUAGUCAUUAUAUUAUCUAGAGUAUUAUUUUGUUUUAUGUUAUCUUAAUUAUAUUUAUAUUUUUUUUGCACUUAGACUAACUACUUAAUAAACAAAAGUUGUAUAAUUGUUUUAAA
Molecule: messenger RNA, 1445 nt
Organism: Lucilia sericata (common green bottle fly)
Lineage: Eukaryota; Metazoa; Arthropoda; Insecta; Diptera; Calliphoridae
Exons: 4
Coding region: 49-1296 (415 amino acids)
Source: RefSeq, a predicted model, not a curated record